Messenger RNA from Melanaphis sacchari, 3151 nucleotides. It is a transcript of the gene E23, whose product is annotated as ABC transporter G family member 9. The coding region runs from base 529 to 2628 and encodes 699 amino acids. Gene Ontology annotation, cellular component: plasma membrane. NCBI's taxonomy places the organism in Eukaryota, Metazoa, Arthropoda, Insecta, Hemiptera, Aphididae. The transcript has 14 exons. Gene Ontology annotation, molecular function: ATP hydrolysis activity; ATP binding; ABC-type transporter activity. The record is from RefSeq and is a predicted model, not a curated record.
AACCGGGUAACCGGCGCAGUCGUCUCUAUCUGGUUCAGUGUUUCACAUUGUCAGUGUGUUAGGAGUGCCGCCACCGCAGCGGUCUGCCCGAAAGCUACACGUCCGUGUUUCCGCGUACGGUCGCUAUAAUAUACCUUAUGUAUUAAUACAAGAAAAAUAUAUCGCAUAAUCGGUCGUGAUCGUACAGCAGCCGUCACCGUCGAUCCGCGCGAUUUAAUUUCACAUACAUAAAAUACCUAAAACAGUAAAAAAAACGGGUGCAAAUUGUUACAACGACCGGAAGCGAAAAAAUUCUGAAUCUGUCCGAAUUAUACCCGCGGAAAAAUACGUAAAACCCACCGUCACUGCCGCCGAAUAUACAUCAACUUUACGACGAUUUUUUUUUUUCUAUUCCGAUGAGAGGGCUUGACUUUAGAACGUCCGACGCGUUUUUUUCGACCCGUUAAAUCGUAUUAAUUUUUUUUUUUUUUACCGCCAAUAUCGAUCACCACGAUUAGCGACACCACUGCCUCCACGACCGCUACAACCAUGAUCAUAUCCAAGGACCUGUUCUUGUUGGGCGAUCAAGAUUAUCUUCGGUUACCCAAAGACGACAAACAGUCCAAAAAUGUGAACAAAACGCUCAGGUUGGAAAACGGGGUAAACGUACAAGAACCUCCAGGAUGUAUGCAUCCGUUACCCGCACAUCGGCCGAUCGAGCUGACUUUCAGCAACCUGACGGUGACGUUAGACGACAAAAGACACGUGCUGAAGAACAUCAGUGGAAUUGUGAAACCAGGGCAAGUGUUAGCCGUAAUGGGUCCUUCAGGAUGUGGUAAAACAACUUUGUUAAACUGUUUAUCGGGCCGGACAAAGUUGGAUUCGGGGUGCAUACAUCUGAACCGCGAACGUCUGAACAAGCGGUGUAAGCGGCGCAUCUGUUACGUAUUACAACAAGACAUCUUCUUCCCGGACUUGACUAUGAGACAGACUCUCGAGUACGCGGCAUUGCUGAGACUUCCCGAUUCGUUAUCUCACAGCCAGAAAAUGCAGUACGUCGAUCACAUCAUUGACGUGCUCGACCUGAACAACUGUCAAGACACAAUUAUCGGGGACUACAUGAAACGCGGUUUGUCCGGGGGUGAAAAGAAACGAGCAAACAUCGCUUGCGAACUCUUAACCAAUCCCGCUCUAAUGCUGCUAGAUGAACCCACGACUGGAUUAGACUCUCAUUCGGCUUACAAAUUGAUGUUAUCGUUAAAGAAAUACGCCGAAAAAGAAGGGAAAACUAUUGUAGUUACUGUUCACCAACCGUCGUCGCAAAUAUUCCAUAUGUUUGACCAACUACUUUUAAUCUGUAAUGGGCAGACUGCAUACUUUGGUGACAUCAAUAAAGUAGUAAAUUUCUUUAGUAACAUUGGAAUGACGAUAGCCCCACAUUACAAUCCAGCCGACUUCAUUCUGGAACAAGUAAAAGGCACGGAAGAAAUGAAACAGAAGAUAAUAACCGCCGCACAACAAGCCCAGGACGACUAUUAUCAACAAGAAUUGUUACAUUUGAACUGCACGUGUGACAAGUACCUAACUAACUAUCGUCACAAUCAUAGCAAUGAUAACUAUCAAUGGCCCAUGAACGCUAACAAUGGUCAUAUUUGUACAGCAUUCAGCGAUUCGUCUACAGACAGCAAUGAAAAAUGUUACACUACUAUUAGAGUUCAUGAAGAUGAGGCAAGAACUUUAUGGCCCGAUAGCCAGAGUCAUUCUUCAACUUCUACAUCCGAUGAAGACUUCACUUGGCAAUGGCCCACCAGUUUUUGGACACAGUUCAAGGUUUUAAGUCAAAGAAACUUCCAAGAAGCCCGUCCUCAAAUGUUGAGCACUUUGAAUUGGGUGCAAACCAUUGCACUUGGCUUAUUAGCUGGUCUGCUGUGGUUUCAAUUGCCUCGUACAGAAGAAUCGCUACAUAACAUCCAGGGGUGGAUGUUUUUUUCCACUACUUAUUGGAUGCUUUUUGCUCAUUUUGGUACAUUAUCGUCUUUCCCUCCCGAAAGAGAAGUUAUUAAUAAAGAACGCCAGAGUGGAGCGUAUCGUUUGAGCGCGUAUUACCUGGCCAAAAUGGUCGGCGAACUGCCGUUGACAAUCACCUUGCCAGCUGUCUAUCAUCUGAUCUCCUACCCAAUGCUCGGCAUGCAUAGUUUUAGUACAUUCUUCACCCUAUUAAUGUUUCUACUGUUAAAUACCAUUGUCGCUCAGAGCGUCGGAUUUUUUGUGGGAGCGUUUUGCAUGGACAUGCAAGUCUCGAUUACAAUCAGCGCCUUGUACACACUGGCCACACAACUUUUUGGCGGCUACUUGGCGACAAAUAUUCCUAGCUGGUUGCAGUGGAUGCAGUAUCUCAGCAUGGUGCAUUACGCCUAUCAAAAUAUGCAAAUCGUCGAAUUUAGCGACGGGGAACCAAUCAUGUGCAGUGCAAAACAAUCCAAGUAUGCGGUAUGUGAAAACUCUACUUUUAUACCAGCGUUGGACAUUGUAAAUGCACAAGGUGCAUCGUUCCCAUUAUGGCUGAACACAAUGAUACUGUUCGGCUUCCUUAUCGUGUUCAGAUUGUUAGGUUAUCUAGUAUUGCGUUUCAUCCGAAAACCAAAGUGAAUACCUAAACCGUUAAUGGCUGUGAGCGAUUAACAUUUUUAAUUAUUAAUCGUUUUAUAAAAACAUAAAUAUGGCUGUGUCAUUUUAGACAUUAUAAUAUUUUUUAUCUCGUUAUAAAUAUUAAACUUAGAGACUCGUUUUUCAACUCGAUAAUACCCCGAACUCAUUUCCUAACGCUAAAAUUUGGUGCUUGUACCUAUUUUGAUCGGAUUUCGGGAAAAGCGGUGUGAGAUGUGUUAUACGUAUUUAUAUGUCGCAUUGUUUUGAUUUUUGUACUACAUCGUAAUAAUGUUUUUAAAUGUUGCAUAAAAAUUAUUUUAAGACUUUAAUUACCUAUUUUUUUAAUUUUUAAAAAUUAUUGUAUAAUUAUUGUUUUACUAAGUUCGAACACACAGAAUUUUUUGUCACUAAUACCUCUGAGAUGAAAUUUUGUUAUUCUGUUCGUACAGAUAUUUUGUUACUACUUAGAUAAUCACAUUUUUAAUUUUUACUUUAAAAAUGCUUUAUUAAUUUUAAUUGAAUC